ACCCUCCGCAUGACCUACUGAAACCAGCUUUGAUAAAAUCAAUGGAUAUAGAGAGAGCAGUUAUCCAGUCUGUAUCACUAUGGAAAGCCAUAGCUGUCUUUAUGGUUAUAUUUCUUUUUAUGUUUCAGUAUAAUGUUUUGCGUAUUGAAUUAUAGUUUGUAACGUGGUAGCAUGUUUCCGCGCCGAAUAUGCGAGUCCGUCUGACGGGUUUCCUAUAGGGUAUGUACAUAUAAUUCUGCAUAUUACUCUGUGCCAGAUUUUCAAGCGGUUUUGCACGUAUACUGGAAAAUGACAUCUUCAUAACAUAUCUUAUAGAUAAAAUGUCUGAAGAAGUAACGGUAACUCACAGUGAUACAGAUGUUUUAACCCAUUGUACAUUCAGUAUAAAUAAUAAAUGCUAUGACGUUAAACUAACAGACGUGGAGUUGAAAUGGCAUAUUGCAGGCAGCACUGAACAAAAAGGACUCCAAACUGUCCGCAUUACUGACGUUUUAUCUGUAUCUCUGAAGAAGACUGUGGGCAGUAGCAAUGACGAUUUAUGUGUCAACUAUGUGAGACAGGAAAAGAAACUCAUAUUGAAAUCAUGCUGUGUCGCAUUUAAACAUGAUGAUUCGCAGAUUAUCUCAAACCUACAUCAACAAAUAUCGGGUUUGAUUAGAAAAAUUGAACAGAGACCUCAGAAGUUAUUAGUGUUGAUUAAUCCAGUCAGUGGAAGAAGCAAAGGUCAAUCUACAUAUGAACAAAAGGUGGCACCUAUCUUCAAGGAGGCUGGAAUUGAGACAGAUGUUAUUGUGACUGAAAAAGCACAUCACGCGGAGGAAAUAUUGUCAACAUAUGAUAUCAAGUCCAUCAGUGGAUUGGUGUUAGUUAGCGGGGAUGGAUUGUAUCAUGAAGCAGUAAAUGGUUUAAUGAGACGCCUAGCAACAGAACAAAAUGUAAAUGUGGAUGAUCCUGAUGUUACUGUACCAACCAUUGAUAUCACUGUUGGGUUGAUACCAUGUGGUACUGGAAAUGGAAUAGCGUACAAUUAUUAUGGAAAUUACGAUGUAAAAACAGCUGCGUUGGCGAUAGCAAUAGGCUAUUCUUCGCCUGCCAACCUGAUGUCCGUUCAUAGUGAUGACAAGUUAGUUGCUUAUAGCAGUUUAUUGGUAGGCUAUGGAGUUUGGAGUGAUUUGAUUCAUACAACAGAAUCUAGACGAAGUCAAGGAAGAAUGAGAUAUCCAAUUGCUAUUCUGGAACAAAUGUUCAUUAAAACAUUACGAAGAAUGCAGUUGACAGUACAGUACAAAUCGAAUCAAGAUCUGAACAUUGCUACAGAGUCACGUGAUACUGAUGAUGUUCUCGAUGGUGUAAAAUUAACUGAUAACAGUUCUACUGAGGUUGCAGACGAUAGCAAUGCCAGCAAUCGAAGUUCAAAGUCAACAACAAUUAAAGAGAAUACAAUUGGGGCAAUCCUUUUCAUGCUUACACCUGUUAAUGACUCUACAAUGACUACAAAGCCGGAUUUGUCAAAGGCAGUUAUGUAUUUGAACAAAUCUGCACAGCGGACGAAAUAUAUUAGUUUUAUGUUUCGACUGAUGACACUUAACUUAGCAGUGCUGGAAGCGAGAGAUGAUAUUUCUGUGUUGCCUGGCCAACAAUGGAAGGUAAAGUUAGAUGAACCUAGUCAACCUGACACACAGGACUACGAGGUAGAACACUUUAUGAACAUUGAUGGAGAAGCAUUUACAAUACCGAAACCCGAAUAUCAAGCGAAGUUGUUAACAGGCAAAUUAAAUCUAUACAGCAAUAUGCCAUAUGCUACAAAAAGGUUUAUGAAAAAGAUAUAGGUGUUCAUUUAUAUUUCGAUGUUUCGUUGGCAGCAGGUGUCAAGUGAUGGGUGUGACAGCUGUAAAUGUUGCCCCCUUCUUCAUGUCAGUGUUGUUAUUAGUUUUUAGUUCCUACAGCACGUUAGUGCUGAAUAUUGAAUACCUCCCAAGACGGUGCUUGAGGGCGUGAGAGAAUUUGCAUUUUUACAUUAUCUCUCAUUAACAGACUCAAACAAACCGAGUCUAUUUUUUUCAUAUUAUAUUGUUGUUUCACUGCUUCUGAGAGAUCACCCAUUUUCAGAUCAUUAUUUUUUGACUAUUAAGAAUUAUAUAUUUAGUGUAUGAUUUUUAGCUGUAUACGGUUUUAUCAGUGUUCAAAUGUUGUGCCAUAUUAGAGGAUUAUUGUUUUAACAAUUUCAUUUAUGCAUUUUUUUUCAAGAAGUUAACGAGACACAACAGCUAACGAACUGGUUGUCAUAUACAUGUAUUUGUAUAAUCAUUCAUAUUUUACGCUUUUUUCAAAUCAUUUGUUAAUUUUGAAAACAAAUUUUAAAAGAAACGUUUUAUUUUCCUCGAUCAUCCUAUUCAUCGAAUUAAGCUUAACUUGUGUUCGUUAUAACACUUCAUCUUAUUUCGGUACUUUCGAAGUUUAUUUUCAAUGCGUCACUAUUUUAUCUGUUUUAUAUAAAAUUAAUGUUAAUCCUUAAAAUAUUUAUAACUUUAAUUUUGUACCUUUCUACAACACUAUGCUAAAUAAAACAUGCGUCAGAUUUCAAGAUGAAGCUAUUCUUUAGUUUGACCAUUUUCUGAAAAUGUAGAGCAAUUCAGUAACAUUCGUGUUGUUAUUAUUGAGAUCAUGAUGGUUCGAGCAACAGAAUAGCUAAAACUUUCUCCUAAAGGCAUUGUGUACACUAUUUUUAAGUUGAAUUGUCUAACAACAAAUUAUUAACCAUUCUUACUUACGUUACUACUUUUAUAUCCUAUUCACUUUCGCCAUGUUUUCUGUUUUAAUUAUGGUUGCUGGCAACCAAGGAUUUUAGAUUCAUGAAUACAAGAUGACUAGCUCAUGUAAAUAGAAAUAUAUAUGUACUUUGGCUUAUUUUAAAUAAAUUUUUUACUAUUUGGACGUUA
Messenger RNA from Ruditapes philippinarum (Manila clam), 2939 nucleotides. RefSeq lists its product as uncharacterized. The record is from RefSeq and is a predicted model, not a curated record. The coding region runs from base 321 to 1829 and encodes 502 amino acids. Gene Ontology annotation, molecular function: kinase activity. The transcript has 12 exons. NCBI's taxonomy places the organism in Eukaryota, Metazoa, Mollusca, Bivalvia, Venerida, Veneridae.